AUGGAGCAAACAAAAGUUCAACACAAGAAAAGGCAAGUAGAGAGUUUUAUUAUAUUGAUGUUUUUAUGGGAGGUGGGUUCAGAAUCAUUGCAGUAUUCUGUGCUGGAGGAGACAGAAAGUGGAACGUUUGUAGCCAACUUGACAAAGGAACUGGGACUCAGGAUGGGAGAGCUGGCUGAGAGAGGCGCCCGGGUUGUUUUCAAAGGGAACCGACAGCAUUUGCAGCUUGACCCACAGACACAAGAUUUGCUGCUAAAUGAGAAACUGGACCGGGAGGAGCUGUGUGGCUCCACUGAGCCGUGUGUACUACCAUUCCAAGUGUUAUUGCAAAAUCCUUUGCAGUUUUUUCAGGCUGGAUUGAGGGUCAGAGAUAUAAAUGAUCACGCCCCAGAAUUCCCCACAAGAGAAAUGCUCCUGAAAAUAUCAGAAAUUACUGCACCAGGAAAGAUAUUCCCUUUGAAAAUGGCACAGGAUUUAGACACUGGCAGCAACAGCCUUCAGAGCUACAGAAUCAGCCCCAACCCCCACUUCCAUGUUCUCACUCGAAAUCGCAGUGACGGCAGAAAGAUCCCAGAGCUGGUCCUGGACAAAGCAUUGGAUCGGGAGGAGCAGCCUCAACACAGGCUAACGUUAAUGGCGCUGGAUGGCGGGUCUCCUCCCAGGUCAGGAACCGCAGAGAUUCAGAUCCUGGUCUUGGACAGCAAUGACAACGCACCUGAGUUUGCUCAGGAACUCUAUGAGGUCCAGGUCCCCGAGAACAAUCCCCUAGGUUCCCUGGUUGUUACUGUCUCAGCGACAGAUUUAGAUGAAGGAUCCUUCGGGGAGGUAUCUUAUACCCUAUUUCAGCUAGAUGACAUUAACCAACCGUUUGAAAUAAACGCAAUCACAGGAGGAAUUCGACUGAGGAGGACAUUGGAUUUUGAGGAGUUUCAGGCUUAUCACGUGGAGGUUGAGGCCACAGAUGGUGGUGGACUAUCAGGAAAAUGUUCCCUGUUCAUCAAAGUAUUGGACGUGAAUGACAAUGCCCCCGAAUUGACCAUGUCGUCACUCACCAGCCCCAUCCCUGAAAACUUGCCAGAGGUAAUAGUCGCAGUUUUCAGUGUUUCAGAUGCAGACUUUGGACUUAACCAACAAGUUGUUUGUUCUGUAGAUGACAAUCUCCCCUUCCUUUUAAGACCAUCUAUAGAAAAUUUCUAUACCCUGGUAACAGAAGGAGCACUGGACAGAGAGAGCAGAGCCGAAUACACCAUCACCAUCACCGCUACCGACUUGGGUACCCCUAGACUAAAAACCGAACAUAAAAUAACCGUGCUGGUCUCAGACGUCAAUGAUAACGCUCCCACCUUCGCCAAAACCUCUUACUCUUUCUUCAUCCGCGAGAACAACAGUCCCGCCCUACACAUCGGCAGCGUCAGCGCCACAGACAGAGACUCAGGCACCAACGCUCAAGUCACCUACUCUCUGUUGUGGCCCCAAGACUCGCACCUCCCCAUCGCCUCCUUGGUCUCCAUCAAUGCAGCCAACGGGCAUCUGUUCGCUCUGAGGUCGUUGGAUUACGAGGCCCUGCGAGUGUUCGAGUUCCGCGUGGGCGCGGUCGACGCAGGCUCCCCUGCGCUGAGCAGCGAGGCGCUGGUGCGGGUGGUGGUUGUGGACGACAACGACAACUCGCCCUUCGUGCUGUACCCGCUGCAGAACGGCUCCGCGCCCUGCACUGAACUAGUGCCCAGGGCGGCCGAGGCAGGCUACCUGGUGACCAAGGUGGUGGCAGUGGACGGCGAUUCGGGUCAGAACGCCUGGCUGUCCUACCAGCUGCUCAAGGCCACGGAGCCCGGGCUGUUCAGCGUGUGGGCGCACAAUGGCGAGGUGCGCACCGGCAGGCUGCUGAGCGAGCGCGACGCGACCAAGCACAGACUCGUCGUGCUGGUGAAGGACAAUGGUGAGCCCUCGAUGUCAGCCACCGUCACGCUGCACGUGCUCCUGGUGGACGGCUUCUCUCAGCCUUACCUCCCUCUCUCGGAGGUUGCCCUGGAAGAUGCCCAGGCUGACUCACUCACCGUCUACUUGGUCAUUGCCUUGGCGUCGGUCUCGUCGCUCUUCCUGUUUUCCGUGCUCCUAUUUGUCGCAGUGAGGCUUUGCAGGAAGAACAGGGCCACAUCGAUGCCUGAGGGCCACUUUCCUGGUCACUUGGUGGACGUCAGCGGAACCAGAACAUUAUCGCAUAACUACCAGUAUGAGGUGUGUCUGACGGGAGGCUCAGGGUCCAGCGAGUUCAAGUUCCUGAAGCCAAUUUGCCCCAACUUCCCUCCCCAGGAAACUGGCAGGGCAAUGGAAGAAAACCUCACCUUUCGGAACAGCGUCCAAUUCAGUUAA
This is a messenger RNA of Orycteropus afer afer, 2370 nucleotides long. RefSeq names its product protocadherin beta-6. Gene Ontology annotation, biological process: homophilic cell-cell adhesion. Lineage: Eukaryota; Metazoa; Chordata; Mammalia; Tubulidentata; Orycteropodidae. The record is from RefSeq and is a predicted model, not a curated record. Gene Ontology annotation, molecular function: calcium ion binding. Gene Ontology annotation, cellular component: plasma membrane.